AUGGCAUCUGCAUCUGCACAUUCCGGAAAUGCUGCAUCUCAACAAAUGUCUUUAGGCAGCUUGGCCGAUGUAACUGGUGAAUUUAAUGCUGGAUCUUACAAAAUACAUCAUCGUGAUACAAAUGCACUGCUUUCAGUAAAAUUAUCAGCUAAUACUGCAUUUUAUGCUCAACCUGGAUCGAUGGUAGCUAUGAGUCCAGAAAUCACACUCAAAGGGAAAUUUAAGUUUUCAUUCAAAAAAAUGUUCACUGGAGGUGAAAUGUCUCAAUCUACAUUUACGGGUCCUGGUGAAGUUUUGCUUGCACCACCUAUUUGGGGUGAUAUACUACCUAUUCAAUUAGAUGGUAGUACUGAAUGGAAUGUUGGUAAAGGUGGGUUUUUGGCAAUGACCGAUGGUGUAGUAAAAGAUACGAAAUCUCAAGGAUUAGGCAAAGGAUUGUUUUCAGGUGAAGGUUUCUUCAUCAAUAGAAUAUCAGGUGUAGGUAUUUUUUUUGUUACAUCCCUUGGUGCGAUAGUGCAACGAAAUUUGAAAGAAGGAGAACAAUGGAUUGUUGAUAAUGGACAUUUGGUAGCAUGGACCUGUUCAUAUAUAAUUGAAAGAUCCGGUGGUGGUUUUAUCAGUGGAAUGCAUGCAAAGGAAGGUCUUGUUUGUCGAUUUACAGGUCCAGGAACAAUAUUAAUUCAAACUCGAAAUCCUGAAUCUUUGUCAGCAUGGAUUGCAGGCCAAAGACCAGGCUAA
Rotaria sp. Silwood1 is the source of this 738-nucleotide messenger RNA. The record is from the annotation of a GenBank genome assembly. Lineage: Eukaryota; Metazoa; Rotifera; Eurotatoria; Philodinida; Philodinidae.